AUGCCUCUUCGCCACAGCUUAAGUGAAACCCAUAUCCCCCGGGUCAAGUACCCCACCACCGUUGAACCCAUUGUCGCCGCGGGCUUCCAAGACCACAGUCGCCACAAUUACCUUGACGCCAGCGUUCGCUUUGGCGAUGCCUGCGUUGAGCUUCUUCAAGCCACCGGUAAGGAAGAUGCUUACCUCCUUUACCUUUACGCCCAGGCGAUCCACUUGGCGGUAUCGUCGUCGUCUUCCUCUGAGUGGGAACCGGGAGAAGAUGCCCACUCCGACGCCCUCAUUGCCGAGGCGAGAGAGAACUUGAAGGUGGCCAAGCAGCUUAGCCACAAGGGCGGGUUCCACGCCGCUGACCCCACGUUGAGACAGAAGAUCGACGAGCUCUACAGACGGUUGACGCCCCCGACCAGCAAGCUGGCGGUGGUGUACGUGAAGUGA
Molecule: messenger RNA, 435 nt
Organism: Diutina rugosa
Lineage: Eukaryota; Fungi; Ascomycota; Pichiomycetes; Serinales; Debaryomycetaceae
Exons: 1
Coding region: 1-435 (144 amino acids)
Source: RefSeq, a predicted model, not a curated record